AUGAUCCCUUCUCUUCAGAUCAAUUCUAAUGCUGCACUUAUGGAAAAGAUGGAAGAGGAAAAUGUGGUUUUAUCUACUGUAGCGGAUGGUUUUCUUCAGGAGUCGUCCUCUUAUCUUCAUCUAAGUUUUCGUGGGAUAUCAACUGUGGUAUUCCAGAGGACAACUGUUCUGAUUAUGCUACUUCUGUUUCAAUCGUUGUCUCAGUUUAUACUUGAAAUGUACGAGGAACUUAUCAGUCAUCAUGUUAUUAUUCCAAUGUUCCUAACAAUGCUUGUUGGGGCAGGAGGAAAUGCAGGAAAUCAGUCAACUGUUCGGUGUAUCACGGGGUUAGCAACACGUGAAUUCCGGCAAGAGGACUAUCUUUUGGUUUUGCGUAAAGAAAUUGCUUGUGGGCUCAUCAGUUCAUCACUUUUGACUUUGGUUGGCUUUGCCAGAGUAUACUACUUUUACGGGGCUCAGUUUUACUCAACAAUUGCUGUUUCUUUGUCACUUUUUUGCAUUAUAGUGAUUUCAACUCUGUUGGGUACAACUUUACCUUUUUUCUUUAAGUUUGUGGGUAUCAGAAAAGAACACGCAGCGCCAUGUAUUCAAGUUUUGAUGGAUAUUACUGGUGUCUUUAUAACUUGCUUUCUGUGUUCACACACUAUUCCCAAGAGUGAAGGCCGUGCUGACAGUUUAAAUACUGGGAAAAAGAGUGCCUGA
Messenger RNA from Trypanosoma theileri, 702 nucleotides. Its product is annotated as putative Mg transporter. Gene Ontology annotation, biological process: monoatomic cation transport. Bases 1 to 702 code for a protein of 233 amino acids. The record is from RefSeq and is a predicted model, not a curated record. Lineage: Eukaryota; Euglenozoa; Kinetoplastea; Trypanosomatida; Trypanosomatidae. The transcript has a single exon. Gene Ontology annotation, molecular function: monoatomic cation transmembrane transporter activity.